AUGACUGCCCACUCAAUACGGCUACCCGAGGACAUGUACCGGUAUUCGGUGAACGGAGCCUGUUCCCUUAGCGGAAGGGACCGCCAUAACCCCUCUCCCGCGCUCCCGACAAAUUUUCAUAACUUAUUCAUGGCGCAUACAGGGAAUGGUUCAGGAGCUGGCGUUGGCUUAGGCGUCGAUCCGUUCGUCCCAACGACCAAGAUGGCGGCAGCAACAGCGGCAGUUGCAGCGGUGAGCCUCGCGGUGCCACGACUGUCACGGCCGUCAAGACCACAGUUGCUGCUGUUGGCGCCAACGGCGCCAGCGGUGACUGGAUUGCGGGGACCGACGACAGGUCCUGUCGUCGUCACGGCCACCGCCACCGCAGGCGCCACCGCUGACGUCAGCGAUUUGAGGGCGGACUCGGAUGUUGAGCUCGUUGCGCGGAUGGCGAUGCAGCAAAUGGGCAGAGAGUACGGCAGCAAGCAAGCGGAGCUGGUUGAGAAGCUGCGGGACGAGAUGUACGACACUGCGGCGGCGUUUGCGGAGCUCCGUGAGAGCUUGCUGCCGGAGCUGGCGCAGCAAUGGAAGGCCCCGCACCGACUACUGGCUACCAUGCACCGAAUUGCCGUGGACGCGAUGACCGCCGCCGCCGCCGCCGCCGCUAGUAGCGGCGCAGUAGCGGUGGGAGCGGCGGCGGGAGCGGCGGCGGGAGCGGCGGCGACUGAAACGACAGCUGCGCCACCUUCACCGCCUCUCAUCUCCUCUAAACCUUUGGUCACAGCAGCCGCAGCCGCUGCCGCAAUGCCUCUGCCGGGGCAGCGGCCGCCUGAGCCGCCUCUGCCGCUGCCGUCUGCGGCUGCAAUUGAGGGAGGAGGGGAGACGGCAGGAAGGGAGCGCAGGCGGCCUUCGCUGUUGGAUCCGUACGACACUGGUGAAGUAGAGGUCUGGAGUGAUGAGGCCCAUUUGGAUCGACAAGAGGGCGCUGCCUUGGCCCUCCGUUACAAGGGGAAGGAGGAGGAAGGACAAGACAAUGUAGGAGGCAACGACGAGGAUGAUGAUGAUGAUGACGAGGAGGAGGAGGAUGGUAUGGAUGUAGGUGUGAAAGGGCGAGAUGGUGGCGGUACGGCAAAAGGGGAGGCAGGCCGCCGCAGCCGGCGUUUUCCUCAUCGGGCGCAGGCGGCUCCGCAGUACUCUGGGCGCGGAGGAGGAGGAGGAGGAGGAGAGGAAGGAGGCGGCAACGUGGACUACGACGACGAGAAGAAGAGGGACGAAGAUGAGGGUGAAGAUGAAGGCAACGACAACGGGAUGGCUGACGCGGAAGAGGAGGAGGAGGAGGAGGGCAGAGGCAGCAGCGAGGUUGGAGGUGGCGGUGUUGUAGAUGUUAUGGGGCGGAGGAGGAAUGGAGGCGGGCGGCAGCAGCAGCAGCAGCAGCAGCCUGAGCAGGCGGAGGAGGUGGAGGAGGUGGACAUCCGGGCUUUGAGCAUCAUGGAGCGACGCUGCCCCAGUAAGGAGGCCGAGACGCCCCCCGCACUGGCCGCUGAGCUGCGGGAAUUUGAAUCCUUCAGUUUGUACGGCUCCUUCACGGGCUCCCAGUUGGGUGAGUCCUGGCGGGCACUUGGUUGGCUUCACCGCGUGGAGGGGGUGGCUGUGGGGGAGUUGCGACUGGGGCUGCUGGUGCCCGGGACCCACAGGGGGGCGGCCAGGAGGGUGCACGCCUUCCUCACGUGGCAGGAACGAGAUCGCGGUGUGUGUAAGCGCAGUUUGUCUCGCAGUCUGGCGGCCCUCAUCCAGGUCACCAAAUUCCUGUACCACGAGCAGUCGCAGGCACGUGAGGGAGAUAAGCCGUACAGCGACCUGGAGAUCAUAAAGAGCUUGAGGGCCAUGUACAUGUACGUUGCGGAACUGAGGAAGGAGUGCGCCGCUCUCAAGUCCAAUGGCCGCCCGCGCAGCCCGGUGGAUGUGGCCAUGUCGCUGCAGGCCUACCUCAUCGCGGCCAUACUCAGCUGCGUUCCGGACAGCUGGUCCAUUCGGCACACGCACGCGGACUACAAGACGGGGGGCACCUACGGAGAGCGGCCGCCGCUGGUCAUCGACCCGAGCAUCUACUACGAACUGGAGGAGUUUAUCUGCACAUGGCGCGCACACCUGAAGCCGCAACACAACUUCCUGUUCUCGAAGCGUGACGGCUCCGCGCCCCUGACGGCUCAGGAGCUGUCUCGUUCCUUCUCCCUCAACGUAUUUCGACUCACAGGUCGCAAGCUCAACCCGCACAUGGUGCGAGACAUGGUGGUCACGUACGCCAGGAGCGGCCACGCCAGCGAGCACGAGCUGGAGGCCCUUGCCAUCUACAUGGGCCACAGCCUGGCCGAGCAACGCGGCACGUACGACAGACGAACGAAGGCGGAAAAGGUGCAGCCCGCGAUGGGGCUGCUCGCAAAAAUCAGCGGUGCCAGCGGCGCUAGCGCCAAGACAGGCGCCGCAGCCGGCGUUGCCGCUGCCGGUGCAUUGGCAGGCGCUGCCGCCACCGCUGCAUCGAUAGUGCCGCUGAACGGAGUUAGCCAGGGCGGGACCGGAGGACGCCUUGCCGUUGGCGCGGGUGCUGCAGCGUCCAGUUCGCUGGGACCAACGGGGCCAGCGGCGCAUUUCGCUGCUGUGCCCGUGGCGCAGCAUCAGCAUCAGCGGCCGCGGAUGAGAACGAGGAAGAAGGCGGACGGGCUCAUAUCCGGUACCAAACCUGAUGCCGACUAA
Volvox carteri f. nagariensis is the source of this 2730-nucleotide messenger RNA. RefSeq lists its product as uncharacterized. The record is from RefSeq and is a predicted model, not a curated record. Gene Ontology annotation, molecular function: DNA binding. Bases 1 to 2730 code for a protein of 909 amino acids. NCBI's taxonomy places the organism in Eukaryota, Viridiplantae, Chlorophyta, Chlorophyceae, Chlamydomonadales, Volvocaceae. Gene Ontology annotation, biological process: DNA integration; DNA recombination. The transcript has 15 exons.